This is a messenger RNA of Hemibagrus wyckioides, 2182 nucleotides long. RefSeq names its product neutral cholesterol ester hydrolase 1a (gene nceh1a). Lineage: Eukaryota; Metazoa; Chordata; Actinopteri; Siluriformes; Bagridae. Gene Ontology annotation, cellular component: membrane. The transcript has 5 exons. Gene Ontology annotation, molecular function: carboxylic ester hydrolase activity. The record is from RefSeq and is a predicted model, not a curated record. The coding region runs from base 32 to 1333 and encodes 433 amino acids.
UCUCUGAUGGACUUGUGUGUCUCUCCUCAGGAUGAUGAAGCUCCUGUGUGGUGGUGUGAUUUUCACACUUGUUCUGUCUUAUUACAUCUACAUGCCUUUACCUGCCUCUGUCUCCGAGCCCUGGAAGCUCAUGCUGGUGGGAGCCACCUUCCGCACCGCCACUCACCUGGCCGAUCUCUCUCACUCUCUGGGUCUGGUCCAUCAUGUCCGUGUCCUCAAUCUGGCUGUGACGAGUUUUGAGAGUUUUGUGCCUUUGGAGUUUGAAGACCUUCAGACGGAGGACACGGAGUUCCACGGUGUUCAGGUUCGCGUGUACAUGCCUCAACGGCGAGACAGCACACUGAGACGCGCUGUAGUGUUCAUCCACGGGGGAGGGUGGUCACUCGGAGUGCCCAAGCUCGGUUCCUAUGACUUGCUGUGCAGGAAAAUGGCGGUUAAGCUGAACGCUGUGGUAGUGACAGUGGAUUAUCGUAUGGUCCCAGAUGUUCACUUCCCUGUGCAGUAUGAGGAGUGUCUGCAGGCGGCUCGUCACUUCCUGCAGCCAGAUGUGUUGGCGCGUUACUCUGUGGACCCGGAGCGAGUCGCUGUGUGUGGUGACAGUGCAGGAGGAAACCUUGCUGCUGCAAUCACACAAUGGAUCGGCCAAGACAGCAGAGAUAAUGAUGUAAGGAACAGCAGUGUUGAUCAUCUGAAGAACGACAGCAGGGAUGAUGUACAAGACAGCAGUGAAGGUGGAGGGAUCAGGUUUAAGCUACAGGUGUUGAUCUAUCCUGUCCUUCAGCCUCUGGAUUUCAAUACUGCAUCCUACCAGCAGAACUGGGGAGUCCCCAUACUGUACCGUGACCUGAUGGCACGCUACUGGCUAGAGUAUCUGGGAGCAGACGCAUCCCUGCUCCACACCGUUCUCCUGAACAACCACACAGCACUGGAUGAGUCUCGAGCCGACCCUCACCGAUCUAAAGUCGACUGGACCUCCAUGAUCCCUCAGCACAUGCGCAAACACUAUAGGGCCGUCUUCCCUCGGACUGGCUCACCCUCCGUCCUGCGGGACGUCCCUGCGAUGCUGGACCCGCGAGCCGCUCCCCUGCUAGCUGAACAGGAAAUAUUAAAGAUGGUACCAGGCACUUACAUCAUGACGUGCGAGCAUGAUGUGCUGAGGGACGAUGGAAUGAUGUAUGUCCGGCGCUUAGAGCUGGCCGGCGUCUCUGUCACACAUCGUCACUAUGACGACUGCUUUCAUGGCUGCGUGAGCUUUGCCUUCUGGCCGUCGUACUUCUUCGUGGGGAUACGAGCCAUAGACGAUUACAUCGCCUGGCUUCACACACACCUGUAGAAUGUCCAAUGUUUAACUGUACAAACACUUACACACUCAGACUGUAAACAUUAUGUUUGUAUUUCUGUCAUUUACAGAAUAAACAGUGUUGGUGGUUCAAGUGACAAAAUGAAACCAACUUCUAUCAACUGCUAUCAACUUAGCCCCGCCCACCCCCCCACCCCUCUCUCUCUCUUUCUCUCUCUCUUUCUCUCUCUCUCUCUCUCUCUCUCUGUCUGUCUGGAGGCUAUUGACUUAGCCCCACUCUUGUUCUGUCUUUCUCACCUUUAGUGCUCUCUCUUGAGAUACCCACUUGGCCCCGACCCCCCCUCUCACUGGUGACAUUUACAUGGCCCCACCCCCCCUUACACACUUUCUGGAGACUUUCUGUGUGGUUCUACCUCCUCAUUCAAUUCUGAACACAUCACCUGGCCCCACCCCCUGAGCCUGGCCCCUCCCCUUUAAACCUGUAUGCUAGCAGUGCAAAGAACACUGCUUUAUAAUUUACUGAUUUAUAAUUACAUUUGAUUCAAAGUAUUUUUUUUAAACUAAAGUACCUGAAGUUAAUUGCAAGGAUAAAAAAUACAGCUAAUAUUUUGAGAAGUGUGUUCCAAGCUAAAUGACUGACAAAGAUUUAAUUUCUAUACUGCAUUUACAUUAAAAUACAUAACUUUAUAAAUAAUGACCUGCUCACCUGACUUAAGUUGCUUGUAAAAUACAUUGUUGUAUAAAACUGCAUUAUAAACUUAUUAUUCUAUUCAGUAUUAGUCAUAUCAUUGACCAGUGAGCUGGUGUGUUGACCGUUUAUACACAGUGUCCUGUACAUGAAUGACAAAAUUGUGUUUUUCUUUCUGGCUCUAAAUAAAACAU